Monomorium pharaonis (pharaoh ant) is the source of this 5981-nucleotide messenger RNA. RefSeq names its product transcriptional coactivator YAP1 (gene yki). Gene Ontology annotation, cellular component: cytoplasm; nucleus. Gene Ontology annotation, biological process: hippo signaling; positive regulation of transcription by RNA polymerase II. Lineage: Eukaryota; Metazoa; Arthropoda; Insecta; Hymenoptera; Formicidae. Bases 450 to 2036 code for a protein of 528 amino acids. The record is from RefSeq and is a predicted model, not a curated record. The transcript has 7 exons. Gene Ontology annotation, molecular function: transcription coactivator activity; protein binding.
GCGGCGGCGGCGGCUGCGGCGACGGUGGUAACGGCGACGACGGCGUCUGGCGUUUGUUGUGUUUUUUUCCCCUUUCUUUUCCCGUCGUGACCAAACGCCCGGGUGGAAGAAGAGACGGAGCACAGUGAGAUUCUAUGGGAAUGAAACGAUCGUAGAGAAGAAGAAAGAGAGAGGAGUGAGAGAGAGAGGGAGAGAGGACAGAGACGCGCGCGGUGAUCUCUGGCUACAUCGUGUGUACGCGGAUACGCGUACAUAUAGGUGCGCGAGCGUAGAAGCGGAUAGACGCGCGGAAAGGGCGACGAGGAAGAGGAGGCGGAGGAGAGGAGCGGCGACGUGAGCGAGCCAACAACAGGCGGAGGAAGAGAACGGAGCGGAGAGCGCGGGCGAACGAGAGAGCGAACGAGCGAGCGAGCGAGCGAGCGAGCGAGCGAACGAACGUGUGAUCCAAAAUGGCGCUGAAUCAAGACGUGGACCAGUUGUCCAAGAGUAAUCCCGUCGUCAGGGUCGACCAGAAUUCCGAAUCCGAUCUCCAGGCGCUCUUCGACACCGUCUUGAAGCCAGACUCGAAGCGGCCGCUGCAGGUGCCGCUGCGCAUGCGCAACCUGCCAGAUUCCUUCUUCAAUCCGCCGUCCACCGGCAGCAAGAGCCCCUCGAUCUCGCACUCGCGCGAGAACUCGGCGGAUUCCGCGUUCGGCGCCGCCGUCACCGUCGGGACACCGAACGGCGGUAGCGCGCCAAACGGAGGCGCGAGUAGCGGCAGCGGCAACGGCGGCGGCGGAGGCGGCGGCGGCGGUGGCGGUGCGACGGGCACCGGGGGCGGCGGCGGCGGCGGAGGUGCGGGCGCCGGCAGCGGUGCCAACGCGAACGGCACCGCGAACGCGAUCGCGGUCGCCGCCGCGGUGGCCGCCGCGGCCGGCCUCACCGUUUCGCAUCCCCGCGCCCACAGCAGCCCGGCCUCCCUCCAGCAGACGUACGCGUCGGCCCAGCAGGCGCCGCAACACGCGCCGCAGCCGCACGCGCGUCACCAUCAUCAUCAGAAGCAGCGCAGCUACGACGUCAUCGCACCGACGGUCGACGACCUGGGCCCGCUGCCGCACGGAUGGGAGCAGGCGCGCACCCCCGAGGGCCAGAUCUACUUCCUCAAUCACCUGACACGCACCACGACAUGGGAGGAUCCACGGAAAACAGCCGCAGCCGCGAGCGUGGCCGCGGUAGCCGCAGCAGUCGAGAGCAGCAAAUCCAACGCGCUCGGUCCACUACCUGACGGAUGGGAACAGGCACGCACACCCGAGGGUGAGAUCUAUUUCAUCAAUCAUCAGACUCGCACCACCUCCUGGUUUGAUCCGCGAAUCCAUAUUAUUCCUUCAGCAUCGCACCUCCAAAGAACUCCAGCGAAUUCUGGCACGAUGUUGCCGCAAGCCUGGCAACUUCAGCAACCCCCCGGCAUCCAAAACAACCAGAGUCUGCAGGCUUGUCAGCAGAAGAUGCGUCUUCAAUCAUUACAAAUGGAAUGUGAACGUCUGAAAUUACGGCGGCAGGAAAUAAUACGCCAGGCAUUUUUCUCGUCGUUACAGCAAGAGAUGAUGCGGCAAAGCACAACAGACGCUUCUAUGGAUCCAAUGCUGCGACAAAGCGCAACAGACGCUCCCAUGGAUCCAUUCUUGUCGGGCAUUCCCGGUGCCGAGCACGCCCGCCAGGAGAGCGCCGACAGCGGCUUGGGACUCGGUUCUGCAUAUUCCCUCCCUCAAACCUCCGAUGACUUCCUCAAUAUAGACGAAAACAUGGACGGUACAAGCGAAAGGCACUGUUCGUUGAAUGAUCUUACGAAACGAUUAUACCGAAGCCAUAAAUACAUAAACGGCACGACGAUGGAUACGCCAGAUAUCUCCUUGAGCGAAAACCUCGACGUUCCGACGGACGAACUCUUGCCAUCACUCCAGCUGAAUGAGGAGUUCAGCACCGAUAUUUUGGAAGACGUGCAGUCACUCAUAAAUCCUAACACAACCAAGCCGGAGAACGUGCUGACUUGGCUAUAGGAUUAGAAGAGAUACUGCAGCGGAAGUCUGCCUAUUCAAAAAGAUAGGUAUUCAGGUUGUCGAAAUGAAAACUUUAUCCAAAUUCAGAUAUAAACUUGUGGUCAUUUAAUUAAAUUGAUACUGCUCAAUGUAAACAGCAUUGAUUUCAAUACCUUUAUUGAUUAACAUGCAAUUUCUAUUGCUUUGUAAAUCUGAAUUGAUUUACAUUAUAUUAGACUAUGAUAGGAUUAAGUUUUUACUUUGAACCUAAACACCUAUUUUUUAAUUGUUUCUUUUUAUUUGGAUUUUUGAGAGAAUACUUUAUUAUGAUUAUUAUGAUAACAAUCAGGAUGUUAUUGAAAUAUUUUAUUACGUAUUUUUCAUUUCAAGCUUUUUAUGAUGAACGAGACGAUAAAAUCGAAAAUUAAGCCUGAACUUUUUAUCAUAGAUGUAAGUUUAUCACCUUGGGAAGUGUUGGAUAGUUUAAUAGAAGAAUUAGUUUAUCAAACGAAAGUUUAUAUCUCGUAUACAUUAUAAGAAAUUUUGAAUGGAAAAAUACUUGAUAGAAAAAUAAUAAAAAUCGAAGAUAAAUUUAAUAUAUAUAAUGAUACCGCAUUCAUAUUGAGAGGAAAAGAUCCAAAUAGAAAGAAGUUUAUAUUUCAUUAUUCGCCGUUUGAGAAAAGGAAAGAAAAAAAGGAGAAAAUGUAGGACUACAUGCAAAUUUGCAUUAUCAAGCAUAUUAAAUAUAUCUGAUCCUUUAUUUUCUUCUUUAUUUCUUUCUUUAUUAAAUAAUAUUAUAUUUUAUAUAUGCAACGAAAAUUUCUAUUCCGUAUUCAUAUUCGUUAAAUUUGACAAUCUUGUGAGAUCGUAAUUUUUGUUGCAUAUAAUAGUGUCAAAAGAUCAAUGUUUAUGUUCCCUGUUUGUAAUUGUAUCUUCCUACGGUUUUUGCACGCAGAACGGUUUAAUUGUAAAAGGUAAUACAGAGAAACUACAAAUUAUAAAAAAUUUCAAACAAAUUUCUAAGUGCCUGAUACGAAGAUAUUUCGUUAUUUCGACAUUUUAUAACGUGAGUUGAUUUGUUUACACGUUUUUACGCGAGGGAUUUGGUGCUAUCCUUAUCUUGGGUGCAUGCAAUUAGAAAUUGUUACUGUUACAAAUGUUAUCAAUCAUAGCAAAUUAUUAUUUGCUAUAAUUGACUCUUUAAUUCUUCAAUUCUUGAUACUAAUACUAAAAGAUAUAUUAUAGGAUAUAUGGCUACAUGAACGGAUAUCUGUGGAUUUUUUCAUAUUUGAAUUCUGACGAAGUUCUUUAUCGUAGGGCUAUUUCGAAGAUCGUCGAUUUUCGAAGUCUUGCGGAGCAAUAAUGGGACGAAGAUCGAAGAGUUUUUAAUACAGACAUGUUUAUUAACAUUUCGAAUAUGACAUACGGAAUUGUACAAUGUUUAAUUAGCUCUUUAAAUCAUGAAAUAUGUACGUGUAUUGGAAACACGUUACAUGGCUGCGAAUCCAUUUAUAGUGUAAUUUUUUACGAACGAUAUACUUCACAGCAGAGUGCCUUGUGUCUUUGUAAUCAAUUAAUAUGACAAUUUAUUACUCAUCGUUUUUUGCUGCAUUAACCGUCCAUAUAAAAUAUUAUAUGAAUGUAGUUAUUGAAAGCAAGCGACGUAUUUUAGACCGCCGGCUGAUUACUUCUGCCGUGGGUAAAAUGAGAAUAUAUAUUUUUUUUAUAUGUAAAGUCUAUAUAUAUAUAUAACUUGUUACAAAUUGCAAUUAUAUUGAUAUUUUUCGAGGAAAGCUGUUAGAUUGUAAACUUCUCACUUACAUUUUAUACUAUUAUAAUUAUGUAACAGAGAUUACCAGAGAGCGAGAAGAACAUCUGGUAUUUAUAAAGAUAUUUGUGUAUCUUUUAACUAUAAGAAUUUACACGUUUUUUACGUUUCUAGGCAUGAGAGAUACUAGAGUGGCGCGAACGAAAAGAGGCCGCUAAGUCGCUAACAUUGAGUUUUUCGUUAACGCGGAUAAACUCGCGGCCUAUUUAUUAUCGGAAGUCAUUUUUAAUGUUCUUUCUAGCAAAGAGGAUAAUGCGCGUGUAAAGAGGAUAAUGCAAUUAAUUACAUAUGGCAGCUGAAAAUAUCUCGGAAAGAGAUUUACGCGACUAUUUCCAUUAUUUGACAAGCAACAAAAUUUUUCAUAUAAAUUACGUAAUUAAGAUUGACAUAAUUAAUAUUAUUCAUAUUCAAUGAACAUUAUUUAUAAACAAUGGAAACAAAAGUUACUCAAAUAAUUUUAAUCGAAUAUGAAUUAUAGUAAUAUUUAUAUUAUUAUAACAUUAUCGUGCUUGCCACAAAAUCGAAAUAGUCACGAAACUUCUUUGUAUAUUAAGGACAUCGACCUUUUGUAUAUUAAGGACAACGACAAUCUUAUCAUGUUAAACUUUUUGUAAUAUUGGCUCUCCCGCCUUUUCCUGUAGUCGGGAAAAGCCUCGGAGAAAUUUGUACUUCGUUAUUCGCACGCUUCUGCGUUAAUUCUGUCUCUUUCAUUUAACUGGUUGGCCGUGCGAAUACGAAAUCUUCGAUCUUGAUUUUUUUCUUUUGUUUUAAAAUAGUAAAAUAAGAGCGAUCGUGUAAACGUUGAUUUGAUAUUUGUGUCAUUUGUUGUAUUUUGGACUGACACUCUGGAAGGCGGAACGUCGAACACAAUGUGAGAACGUGUUUUUUUUAUUUUAUGUUCGAUCAUCUCAUGAUUGAUUAUAUUUUUAAUGUCAUUUUUAAUAGCCGGAUUAAAAAACAUACGCGUUUUGACUUUUAUUCAGUUUUGAAUUUCUCUUUUUUAUUCGUUUUUUUUCUAUUUCAAAAUUACAAUUUUAUUCAGCCACUUUUUAGUUUCAUUUUUUAUUCGACUGUGCCGUGCUACAUGAUUUAUCGACGUUCCUUCCCAAUUGGCGUUAUCAGCGAAAUCGGUAGCGUUUUUCGGUGUCAUGAUCUGACCGACAGUCUUCCAGAAACGUCAUGCGAAUCAAGGACGUUUAAUGUAUUAUUUUAAUUGCAAUUUAACGAUUAAUAUUUACCAUACUGUAUCUUGCUUUUAGUCUAAACUCAGUGUAGAUUAUGUUCUGGGGAGUAUAUUGCGACACGAAACCUUACGUAAGUGCCUUCGUAUCUAAGACAGUCUCGAGAUGAAAACGUAAGUUCUGCGAUCUUCCUUUAUGCAUAGGAUAGACUUUUAGAUCAAGAACUCCCCACUUAGGCUGCGCAUUCGCCUCCAUCAUAUCUGAGAUUAUAUACAAAAAGCAAUUAGUUGUUUAAUGUCAGUAUUUAAAUAUGCUCAUUGGCAAAUAUUUGUGACCAUUUUUAUAUCGAUAACAAGUGCCUUAGUAAUAACGAUAACAAUAAAUAUUAUUUACUUAACGUAUUGAUACGGUAAUAUUUGUUUUCUUUUAUCUCCCAUCCCCUCUUUUAGAUUAUUAAAACAUUACUAAUGCAUAUAAAGAUUGUGACGCGGUAGAGUGUACGAUUACAAUCGAGCAAAAUCUCGUAAAAAAAAAGUAAAAUGUAACAUUUUAUAUUUGAAAGAAAAAAAUAGUGUUAUUGUAACUUUUUAAAAACCGAUUAUUGAUUUUGAGCAUUCGUGCAUUUAAGAUUUUAAGGGGCUGUAGAUAACAGGAAGCAAGGAACAGAGAACAAAAACAAAUUAUGUUAAUACGUUAAAUAAGGAAGACAUGAAACGUUCCUUAUUUAUUAUAUUAAACUAUUUAUUCUUCCAUGUUUCUUUUAUUUAUAUUUAUUGUACGCAGUACAAAGCGUAAACUUAAAAGUGCAUAUAAAAAUACUGAUAUGUGAUUUAAUAGAUAUAAUACUUUACUUGUAAACCGCUAAUUCUAGGCAAAUUUUUGUCGCUACUAAAAGGACUUCAGUUAAAUUUAUGAUUUUUUAUCUAAAUGUUUUAUAAAUAUAUAUAUACAUACUUA